UCUCCAGGAAAAGAGUCUAACCAGCGACGAAGUCUCGGCAAUGACAACGAGUCACGACAACGUCGUCUACGCACCGAUCGGCGGCGACCCCAACUACCAAAACGUCGUCGUUUUACUCCCUGUAUACUACCCUCGCCGCCGCCGUCUCCUCUAUCGCCUCUGCAAUGCGUUCCUUGCCUGUGCCGUUUUCCUUUCUAUCACCGCCGCCGUCUACCUCCUCUAUCCUUCCGACCCCACCGUUCAAGUUGUCGGACUCCACCUCAAUAGCGUCCAAGUCCACACUUCGCCUGUGAUUUCUCUCGACCUCUCUCUUGAUCUCACCAUUAGAGUCAGAAACAGAGACUUCUUCUCCUUCAGCUACACUUCCCUCACCGCCUCCGUCGGCUACCGCGGAAGACGGCUAGGGUUUGUAAACUCUUCCGGAGGGUAUUUGAGGGCGAGAGGUUCGUCGUACAUCAACGCGACGCUUGAUCUUGAUGGAAUUGAGGUUCUUCAUGAUGUUUUUUACUUGCUUGAAGAUCUAGCCAGAGGCUCGAUCCCUUUUGAUACAGUUUCGGAGGUUCGAGGAAAGCUAGGGUUGUUGUUCUUCGAGAUUCCGCUGAAGGCAAGAGUAUCAUGCGAGGUUUAUGUAAAUACAAGCAACCAAACAAUCAUCCAUCAAGAUUGCUACCCAAUGUGAUUGCAGUGGAUAAUGUAAAGGCCAGAAAGUCAUCCCAAUCGUGAUUUGGAUAUGGUAGCACAUCAUAGGGUUGUGGUUGGUACUGUCAGCAGCUGAUAAGGUUAAUUGAGAAAGCGUCAGCAUGUGGAUGUGAAUAGCUUACAGGUUAGUGCCUGUGAAGAGGAUUGAUUUCAUUGAAGGACAGCAGCAAUGUGUGAUAGUAAGAAUAUUAGCUCAUUACUGUUAUUUCUUCCAGAAGAUUGCUGCCGUAAUUAUAGCACCAUGGUUACUAUUAUGUCUAUUUGUAAAUUCCAUAUGAUGGUUAAGGACUUCUGCUGCAGAAGCUGAAAGUGGGUUUUUCUAAUUUUGUUUUUCAA
Messenger RNA from Vitis riparia (riverbank grape), 1035 nucleotides. RefSeq lists its product as uncharacterized. NCBI's taxonomy places the organism in Eukaryota, Viridiplantae, Streptophyta, Magnoliopsida, Vitales, Vitaceae. The transcript is spliced from 3 exons. The record is from RefSeq and is a predicted model, not a curated record. Gene Ontology annotation, cellular component: plasma membrane. Bases 41 to 679 code for a protein of 212 amino acids.